Molecule: messenger RNA, 2617 nt
Organism: Scleropages formosus (Asian bonytongue)
Lineage: Eukaryota; Metazoa; Chordata; Actinopteri; Osteoglossiformes; Osteoglossidae
Product: interleukin-12 receptor subunit beta-2-like
Exons: 16
Coding region: 166-2583 (805 amino acids)
Cellular component (GO): membrane
Molecular function (GO): protein binding; cytokine receptor activity
Source: RefSeq, a predicted model, not a curated record
CUGCAGGGCAGGCGACUGCUUCACACACUGUACAAGCCCGAGUGUGAGAACGGGAGCUGUGCGUCUGCGUCCGGGACGUGACUCGGGACAUGCCACACAUGGCCACCACCCAGAAGCAGUAACGGAGGAGUAAUGCGGGAGUAAGGCGAGGAGCCCGGAGGACCGAUGCCUGGUGGUGUCCGCGGAGUGGGCGCGCGCCUCGCCCUCGUGACGGUCACCCUGCUGCUGCGCUGCGCGGCGAUGGCAGUAGGCAAGCCGUGUUUCACGGUGUCUGACGCGGGUCCAGUGGUCCGGCUCGGUUCCUCCUUCAUUGUGUACUGCUUCUUCAAGGAGCAGUGCCAGCAUUCCAUCUACAGGGACCGGAAGCAGGUGUACGACGCCUGGAAGCACAACUCGACGAGCAUCGCCGUGCACGUGAGGGCGAUCACGGAGAACCAGACGUACACGUGUAAGUCCAGCUGCUGCUCCGAGCCCUGCGGACUGGACCUGCUGGCGGGACACCCACCAGAUGUACCCUAUAAAUUAAACUGUAUCCAGAAAGGACAGUUUGGGAAUAUAACAUGUACGUGGAGAAGUGGAAGGGAAACAUAUAUUGGAACCUUAUCAAAGUUAUGGGUCAAGGCACAUGGAGAUCAUGGCACGGCGACACCUGUCUCUUUCCCUGGCUCCGGCUCUGUGACAUUCCCUAUUUUUGGGCUGCAGUCCUCUUACUCUGUAUGGGUCAAUGCAUCAAACAAACUGGGAACAGCUGUCUCUCCAACUUUGAAUUUCACACUCAUUGACAUAGUGAAGCCAAUGCCCCCAAACAUCAUGCGAGUCCACUGUUCCUCUUGGCAGUGUGUCCUGUACUGGUCCAUUGAAACCGGUGCACAGCUGCUGCAGGUCCGACACCGACCAUGGCACGGAAACUGGACCACACACCCCUUCAUGGAAAAAACGCAGAAAAAUUACAGUAUUUCUGGUCUGCAGCCCUUUACAAAGUAUGACUUCCAGGCCAAGUGCAAGUUGAGCCCUACCCAAGGACUGUGGAGUGAGUGGAGCACUGGCAUAUCCAGCAGCACCGAUGAAGAAGCACCACAGACUAAUCUGGACGUCUGGUACAUUGAGAAAUCUGGGGGCUCGGAGGAGAAGUUAGUUACUGUUCUCUGGAAGGAGCUCAGUGAGUCCGAAGCAAGAGGGAGAAUCCUGGGGUACGAGAUGAUGGUUGAGGACUCUUCAGGAAGGGGAAUUGCAGAGUACGCCACAAACAACAGCGCUGGCUUUUCUGUCCCCUGUUCAUCCUGCAACAUCACUGUGUUUGCUUACAACGCCAAGGGCCGCUCCCCCCUCUCCCACCUUUUCGUGUCCCACCAAAGAGCUGAACCCCCUCAGAAUGUAGUCUGCCAACCCCUGAGUAACCACAGCAUCGCCAUCUUCUGGAAGGAACCUGCCACUGCUAGAAGGGUGAAGGGGUACCUUGUAGAGUGGCAGUCGGCUGAAGGAAGCAGAGGAGUCGUCCGAUGGAAAAGGACAGCUCCUGGUCAACUGGGAACCGUCAUCACAGAAAACAUUCAGCCAUUUGAGUGCUACCGUGUCGCUGUCCAUGCCUUGUAUGAGCAUGGGAUGAGGGGGACAAACUUCACAGAGGCCUACUCCUGGCAGUCAGCUCCAACUUUAGGCCCAACCCCCAGCUUAGAGGUGAACGGCCACAGCGUGACUGUAACCUGGAGCUGGAUCCCAUGGGAGCAUCGGAGAGGCUGCCUGAAGAGCUACAGCAUCUAUGUCACCGGACUAAGAGAGAAAACAAAACAGUAUGGCCCAAUAGGUAUCUCUAAGAGAAGGUAUACCAUCAGUGGUUUGUCAUUUGGAGACUACAGACUGUUCAUCACAGGAAGGACGGCUAUGGGCGAGGGCCCCCCGGGGGACGAUAAGGUCUUUUUCAUCUCCUCGCAGGAGGUUGACCACAAGGAGGAUUUGGUGUUUGUCAAGUUCAGCUGCCUGGGCCUGGUGCUACUGGCUCUGGGGUGCCUGUUACAUGCCUCCUCCGUGCGCCACAGAGUGUCCACAUGCUGUUACUGCCUUCUGCCGGAUGCUGUUCCCGACCCUGCUAAUAGUACGUGGGCUAAGGAAUGCAAAUCAUACAAGGGUCAGAUGAUGCUGAAGCAUAAUUUAGAUCUCAACAGUUCUAUCCUGAGUGACGAGGAACCCGAGACCGUGGAGAUACAAGAAAUUCAAGACAUCUGGGAAGACUCCAUAGGGAAGUCAGGUGGAUGUAAUGGCACUUUUUUGCCUUCAGUGGAAAACAGCUGGACUGGUUUCCAGCAGCGGACACUCUACAAAGUUCAGCCAGCGCGCCCCUAUAUUAAAAGCUUCUCUCAAGAAUCGGAUAGUUCAGACGGGAUCGAGGCGUCCAAAAGCACAGAUAUGACUCCUGAUUACAUUUCCUCCCAUGGGCUGCUGGAGCAGGACAGUGAGGAGUUAGAGCAAGGCCAGAUUGUUGACUUCUUCCCCAGCUUCUCCAGCCCCUUCUCAGGACCUUUAGUGCCAUUUGAGGGAAAACUGACUCUUGAUGUUGUGAAGGUUGACUGGAGCAAUCUGGAUUGAGUAGAACCCACUUAUGUGCUCUUCACCGUGUCGU